AUGUUUAGCGCCGCUUGUACUGGAAAGGAGUCGUCGGAACCGUGGACGUCGCCAUCUGCAGCACAGAUCAACUUCCCGUCCAUCAACGCGGCGUUGCCGGAGCUGAAUAGCCCACCACUAUCACCACCGAGCCUAAUGCAGCGCGGUCCUCAGCGCAGCAUUGCCAAGUCAUCUGCGUUGCGGCUAAUCACCAACUUUGGCGAUGCCAGCAACCAGACGCGGGCACAGAUCUUUUCCAACGAUGGUGACGGUGCUACCCCGAUUGCUGCGGGCGUGACACCCAUUGCUGUCUCGGCCAUCUCGCCUGGUCUGAACGAUACCACAACCGCCUUCCUGCGACCCUCACAGCGUAGUGUCUUCAACACACCCAGUUCGGCCCGGCCUACUGUGGGUGGAUUCGGCCGGCAGCGACUGCCGUCCAUCGGUGAAGGUCCUCAGGGAGCUCAAGAUGCCAACCACCCUCGCAAUGUCCUUAAGGGUGUCUCAGACGCUCUGGGUCUGGCAGCACAGCCUACAGAGAUCAUGGACGCUGCGGCGCACCCGGCUGUCCCUCAAAUGAUGCAGGUUGACAAUGGCAACAACCUGGCAAUCGGCAUGGCUCUUCCGAGAGCGUCAACAUCCAGUCCUCUAUACCGCCGCAAGGAACAGCCCCCUCCGUCGCCGUCGCCCGCAUCGCUAGCUGCGCUGAUGGACGGCCGUCACAGCCGCAACGGACCGCGCGACCGCAUCCCUGCCGGAAUUGAUCUGCAGCUGGCACCGGUGGCGCCAGAGGUCAUUAUGGACAUGACAUCACCCGAGCAGACGGGUGCCUCAUCCAACCGGUACCGUUGGCCCUCUCGUCGCCGCGGUCCGGCGUCGGUGAGCAGCUCAGUCACGUCCAACUCGAGCAUUGCCCACGGUGCGCGCAGUCAUCGUUACCGUACAGGUGAUGUGCCCAACACGAGCAAGACACUAGAUGAGUACAUUAACAGUCUCGAGGUGAUCAAUGCUAAGGCGGCGCGCUCGAGCAGCAAGGACCGUCAUCACAGAUCACGCGACGUUGGCCGCCAGCGCCUCCCAUCUGUUGCCACGCCCUCUGCUUCGUCCGUCUCCACCGUGACGAGCCAUUCGCGCGAGCCGUCUACAAAUACAGAUGUGCGCGAGUGGGUUCAGACGCGCAGCCGUGCCGGUUCCAAGACCGGCGGCAACCGCUCCCCGCGUUCUCCUGUGCCCAUGUCGCCUGAAGAUCUCAUCAGCCUUUCUAGCACACCACGGAUGUUUGCCCGCGACGAUCCUGCUCUCGAUAAAGACAUGGGCUCGUUGGCGGCGCAGAAGACGGGUUCGAAGUCGUCGGCUGUGCCACCACCGGUGUCCACGCAGCUUUCUUUGCGCCCAUCCUCUAAGUCGCGCCCGUCUAGCCGUGCAUCCAGCCGUGGCCGUUCCACGCGCAACCGCAGCCCCGACCGGCAGCCACUGACGCUAGACAUUCCUCGUGGUCGGAACUCGAGCCGCACGGCAUCUGCUAUCCGCUCCCCGUCGUCUCCACUUCCGUUCUCGAACAACGCGGCCCAGUACCAGGAUGAAGAGGACGAAGAAGACUACCGAAGAGCCGUCGAUGAGCAAGAAAAGUUCCGUAACCGUGACCGCACGUCUCACCGCGGCCGCAGCUCCAGCCAAGGCCGCCGCGAUGCCUCGCCUAACUCGGUUCGCGCCCGUGAGCGGUCCCGUAGCCGGCGGCGCCCGACACCCGAUGUGGCCACAGCCGCUGCACCGUCCGCCUCGUCACGCAAGGACCGUACCCUCACAGGUCCGCCUCCGGCAAAGUCAGCCAUGGCUGUGGCUGCUGGCGGCUUUGACCGCUACCCGGCCUCGCAGCAGUCUCUGGGCGAGGAGCUUGGCAGACGUCGUACGCAGUCGGCCACGGCGAACCGUGGUGAUCUACGCCAGCUGAGCAAGGAUGAGCGUGCGCAACGCAAGGCUGCCGCCGCACGCGAAUUGGAAGAACGUCGCAAGUCGCUUGUCCGGCAUCCGAACGCUCCCUCGAUCUUGCACCCAAACUACCUGUCUCCGGGCCUGAAUCAGAACUUUGGGCAGAUCUCGGAGGUGCCGGAGCUGGACUCAGAUGUUUACUCGCGCCCCAAAGACCUCCCUAUGCGCAGCCAGUCCACCGAGCCCAACGCUAAGCACUCUUCCUCGUCCACUCGGGUCCGCAGCAUGUUUGCGCCCCGUGGUCACCAGUCCAUUGGCCUGCCCGCGACGCCCAAAGCCAUGCGCCUGGUCCUCGAGCCGGGUGCUGGCGCUGGAUCGUCCACGCCGCCGAGCGUGCCACCCAUCCCGGCAGUCUACGGCCACCAACGCUCGUCAGGUUCGGUUGGCCACUCAUCUCCAGAGACCAAGUCGUCGACUAAGAAGCAGGCUGAGGCUACGCCUGCACCGCUCACACUCAGCGCAACCACCUACAACCUCCGAUCGGAAGUUCCACUUGCCCCCAAAACGUCAGUUCCGACCAAAUCCUCCGAGGACACGCUUACCCUCUUGCCGUCGACUGUGUACCAGCCGCCGUCGCUCAGCCGCGCAGCCAUUCCUCGCUCCAUGUCUGCACCACCUCAGGAACUGGUCUUCCAAAAGGGGUCUGCGUCGCAGGAUUUUGCCGCCUCGCGCAAGGCCAGCCGCGAGAAGAAUCCUACGAUUCCCGAGUCGAGCAACGACGACGCUGAUUUAGCUGGCACCCUGUCACCCAGCGUCUAUCGUCGCCCGUCUCUGGACAACUUGCUUCCUCCACCUCCCCCACCCCUACCAGCGCCGCCCAUGCUGAAAGAGCUUGCCCAUCUGGCCGUCCCGCCGCCACCUCCUCCUGCGCCUCUCCCUUUUGGCUCGAGCCUGAACCAAGCUCCCGUUGUAUACGGAGGCCACACCACGGGCACCAUUGAAGUGGUGACGGAUGACGGCGAUAUGCAGCCGGUUGUCACGGUCUCGCCGCAAAUUGGUGGCAGCGCCCCGUCGCAUACCAACCACCCGUCGUUGCCGCCUCCGCCGCCUAUGCCGCCCGCACCCCCAGCUGCUCCGGAAACCCUGUCGCCUUCACGCAACGGACACCAGCGCGGCCGCAGCAGCACCGACAACAGCAUUGCGGGUCGGAUCUCGCGUGCCACCGAACGUAUACGGUCUGCAAGCCGUGGAACCAACAAUGCGGCCUCUCGUACAAAGUCGCCCGAGAUUACCAUGGUGCCGUACGAGAGCAUUCAUAUCCCACAGUCGCAGAAUACGGGCUAUUCGCCGUACGAGAGCGUGCCGCUGCCGAGCAGCUUUGCCGUACGCAAUAGCCCACCGCAACAGUACCCGCAUGAGAUGCAGCAGCUGACGCAGCAACAGCUUGCCCAGCAACAGCUACAGCUGCAGCAGAUUGAGGCCCAAAACCAGAUGCGUACAGGUCUCCACCAGAGCGAGAUGAUUUAG
Molecule: messenger RNA, 3435 nt
Organism: Sporothrix brasiliensis 5110
Lineage: Eukaryota; Fungi; Ascomycota; Sordariomycetes; Ophiostomatales; Ophiostomataceae
Product: WD g-beta repeat protein
Exons: 1
Coding region: 1-3435 (1144 amino acids)
Source: RefSeq, a predicted model, not a curated record